UGCGCGUCUUCGAUCAUCCCACCUCUUUCCCACUGCAGAGUAUGCCUGUCUCGCAUCUCAUGUCUUUUGUCUGCAGCCUUGCUCUUUCUGCGCGCGAUCGUCUUCACAGAAGCUCGAUUGGAAUCUUCUUGAUAGUAUCGGUCGGAUGUUGGUAGGUUCGAGGGGCGCGCGAGGACGGUAGGUAAUGAUAUUGGUGUUGUUUCGUGAUUGGAUCCUUCUCUUUCCCACUGCAGGUUGUCCCUGUUCGACAUUUCUUCUCUUUCGUCGCCUGCAGUUCAUGUACAUCUCCUUGCUCUUUCUUUGGCCUUGUGUGCGUGAUAUGUGUGGUGCGGAACUGCAUGGGAAGUUUGUUCUGCGCUGCUCUGUUUGGGUGGCUCACGCUGGCUUGAUACCCGAUGCUGCGGUUUGGAUGGUUGGAGGACGAGGGCUUGCCUGCUGGGGAUUUCGGUAUGUCGUUAUGUCUGUGUCAGGAGUGGGGAUUAUGCUGAUUAGGUGUACAGAGAUGUUUCCUCGCGCCCACGGAGGUCGGGAGAUUGAGCGCCCUGAGAGGCCUCAGAUGCCUCGUGCUCGUCUUGGUGCUUGAGCUGGGGUGCUUGUUGUCGCUUGUUGCUGUUGCCUGCUGUCGUCUCUUCGCGCCUGCCUUCUUUGUCUAUAGUAUAAGAAUACUAUCAAAAGCCAGGAACAGAUUCAAGAGAAUCAUCAAGAUCAGUGAGAUGGUG
Molecule: messenger RNA, 719 nt
Organism: Aureobasidium subglaciale EXF-2481
Lineage: Eukaryota; Fungi; Ascomycota; Dothideomycetes; Dothideales; Saccotheciaceae
Exons: 1
Coding region: 185-583 (132 amino acids)
Source: RefSeq, a predicted model, not a curated record